AUGUCCUUCGAACCCGUACAACUUACGGAGGAUGACUGGAUCUUAGACGACGCUGGUGCUGUCUGGCUCUCAGACACCUUAAAAGAACAGCACGAACAUACAUUGCCUGUAUUAUACUUGGGGCAAUACUGUCGUUCUAGGCAUGUUGUCUCUGUGCCGAUACUGAAGCACGGCCCCAAUUACGAGGUCUACCUCGAAUCAGAAGUCUUUCGAUGUUUACGUCUCACACACCACCCCGCUAACAAAAGAAUAUUGCUGCCGUACGUGGUCAACAUAUUGUACUCCACGGAUCUCCAUCGGUUCGAGGCUCCUCCAGCCGUUAACAUGCAUGUCGCUGGAGACACUCGCCAGGCAACUAUUAUGGGUAGCGUAUUAGUAGACAUUGAACGUGUUGGAACGCGAACGGACAACUAUGCUAAUCACUCUGUGGAUGUCCAAGAUAUGUCCUUAUUAUUGCAUAUCGUGCGAAGGCAAACAUCGCCUAUGGUUAAGAGGUUGAACUUCAUAUUGCCGUUAUCUAAACGGCUCAGUACUUGUACCGAUUGUAUCAGGGACUUGCUGGACCUCGAGUUUUUGCCGCCUUCAACCAGCCAUGAUGUAAUAGGGUUUCUGAAUCAAAGUGUCAACGGUUUGGAAGAUUUAACGAACGAUGUCUUCGUGGAGUUGUGUUCGCGUCUUCGUGUACGCCAUACGUUUGGUAUACAUCGACUCGGCUAUAUAGCCACUUCUGUCGACAUAGUUUGCCUUUUAGAAUGUGACGACACUGUGGAUAUGUUCAAACCCGUCAUUUUCUAUGGUUCUCCUCACCGCGCCUUGAUCGAAUGCGACGGGCGCUUGUUGGCAGUAACGUCGGCGCCAGUCACAACCGAACAUUUACAACAUCGUGUGUCUUUGAUAACGUUCCUCUCCGAUUUUAUGUUAUCAAUAACUAUUUAUGUUUUGGACAAACCCGCACGUGACUUGCAACUGUUCGGCGUGAGUGAACCGCAUAGAGGGGCGGAGGGGAGCGAAGACAAUCAAUCCGGCGUUGCUGACGCUGACGCUAAAAAAUAUCUUUCGUCAAAUCACGCUAUCAGCCCUAUGUCCGAAUCGCGGAAACGAAGCGCUGAGAACAAAGAAAAAGCCGACAACAAGAAGGCUCGAUCAGACGGCAACGUUUCGAGCGACGCGCCCGCUCACCGCGUUGCUGACGCAAGCACCACGGCGCAGUCACAAGUCAAUUUAUCUUCUAGUGUAACGCCGGCGUCUACUUCUGUGACCAACCCACGCUCUCUCCAAGCACUGAUCAAUCCUGCUUCUCCUUCUCAUCUAAUCUACCAGCAACGCGACACCAUUGCCUUGGCUGUACCGGUUCCUCCCACUACGUUUGUUGAUGAGUCGGAGAUUGAGAGUUAUCCUUCCGAUAUUCAGAGGCGCAUCCGAUCACUAUCGGAGUACGCCAACGAAUCGAAGUCUUCUUACGCAUUCUCCAUGUUACCACGCAGUGCGUCGUGGGGUCACGCUGCGGGUGAAGAUCCCAAGGCGGAUAAACUAAUCUGUGCCCCUGGAACUGCGACGCCACUGAGUGUGUUAUUCGUUGGUCGAAUCACUUCGCUCAAAUUUGUGGAGGCUGGCGUCCCGGCAAGUCGCGCUCAACUGGCUAUCGUCCCGCCAUGCGCAACGUUGUCCGUUCAAGCGGCAAACGCCUUGUGUGGAUUGUCUAGUCCCAAGCUACAACCGUGGGCGGUUGUGCAUUUCAAUCGUUGGCAGACGCGUAAAUUAAAUGGGAUCGCAACAGAGGCUUCCUUGUUCAACCGUGUCUACGACGGACGCGCCGGGAUCAAAGGUAAACGCGAGAUGCACAAGAUCCCGGUUACAGCGUUGAAGAAAAAGGACCUCAUACUCGUAGAAAGCAAGAUCAGCAAGUGGGGCCGCGUCAUCAACAAUGAAUGUCAAUGGCGCGCGCAGUAUGUCUUGUGUGCCAUAAUUGUGCUUUUCCAGAGCGACGGUCCACCUGCCGGUGCAGAGUCCGACAGCGAAGAAGAGGUCGAUGUUUGCGAUGGUCUCGAUGUCUGA
Molecule: messenger RNA, 2055 nt
Organism: Coniophora puteana RWD-64-598 SS2
Lineage: Eukaryota; Fungi; Basidiomycota; Agaricomycetes; Boletales; Coniophoraceae
Exons: 14
Coding region: 1-2055 (684 amino acids)
Source: RefSeq, a predicted model, not a curated record